Messenger RNA from Lutzomyia longipalpis, 716 nucleotides. RefSeq names its product protein G12-like. The transcript has a single exon. Lineage: Eukaryota; Metazoa; Arthropoda; Insecta; Diptera; Psychodidae. The record is from RefSeq and is a predicted model, not a curated record. Bases 19 to 636 code for a protein of 205 amino acids.
AUCACCAGUUCAAGAACCAUGAAGAUCAUCGUUGCUUGCAUCCUUCUCUCCUGCGCCGUUUCGGCUUUGGCUGCCCAGCCCCGAAGUCUCCAAGAUGACUUCAAAGAAUUCGAGGCUCUUAUCCCAGCUGAUGCAAUUCAGAGCGUCGUCACCAAGUACUACAUUAUCGAUGGGGAAACCAGGAAUUUCGUGAAGUACCUCAAGGGAGCUCAAUUCAGGAAAGUCUGGGAUCAAGUUUUCACCCAUCCCAUCACCAAGGACGUUUUGGAGUAUCUCGCAAGCAAGGAUGUCGACCCAACUAGCCUCAUCAACCAACUGGCUGAUCUCCUUGGACUUCCCCAUGUCCAACCUACUAUUGCUAACAUUCAUUCACGUAGUCUUCUGGGGCUCUACAAUGAAAUCGUACGUCUGCUCCCACUUGACAAGUUUGAGGCUCUUCUUAAUGACAAAUUGGAGAACAGUGAAGACUUCCAGGAACUCUACCAGAAAAUCACAAGCAUCGACUACAAAGUUGUGGAGGAUUUCGUUACCAAUUCUGCUGAAAUUCAGGACUUUGUUCAACGUCUCCGCAACUACAAGAUCCCUGUUGAUGUUCUCGUUGAGGGUGUUACCCAAUUCUUCGGUUGGACCUACUAAUUAAUUCUUAAUGCACCUCAAGUGUACUUAUGAUAAAUUGCAAUGAAUUGAAAUAAAUAAAAAAUAAUUUUCAAGAGAUA